This is a messenger RNA of Guillardia theta CCMP2712, 367 nucleotides long. RefSeq lists its product as hypothetical. Lineage: Eukaryota; Cryptophyceae; Pyrenomonadales; Geminigeraceae. The transcript has a single exon. The coding region runs from base 1 to 243 and encodes 80 amino acids. The record is from RefSeq and is a predicted model, not a curated record.
AUGGCAAGCAUCGAGAGAUUACAGUACAUGUGUAAAAUUCGCACAACAUGGCAAGCAUCGAGCAUGUGUCUACAACAUGCAAAGUUCGACAUGGCUGCAAUGAUCAUGCUUUCGAUGAUUAAAUGUUUCAACAUCCUACUGUAUUGUUACAAGAACAGAUUCGAAGUGAUGUAUUGUUACAAGAACAGAUUCGAAGUGAUGCAAAACAAAUUUGGUCAUGCAAGAAAUCUACUUUACAACUGAAGAAAUCUAUUCUACUCACUGACAGUGAGCCAAAUAUUUUUUAAUGUUCGAAAUUUUUUGUUUGUGAUCCACAAGAUCACAAUAUAUGAGAAACUCAUUUGUGAUCCACAAGAUCACAAUCUAU